UAGCCCACACCAUUCUAAUGGUUUUGGCCCAUACCAAAAUUUACAUUAUGCCCUUUGCAUCCACUUUGUUAAAGCACUCUGGACAUUUAAAGAAUUUCUCCAUAAUUGAUGUGCCCCUCACAUGGCAACCACCACACAUGGAACAUUUCCUCUAGCAGGGUUUCCCAAACUUGGGUCUCCAGCUGUUUUUGGACUACAACAUAAAUUUGUGACAAUGGAAGUGGCCCUAAUUUUUGGUAGGCUGGAAUAAUUGCUUUGAGCUAAACCCAGACCUACUUUACCCAGCAUUGACUGGGGUCAGAAUUUACCUUAAGUAACAGAGAAGCUUCCCUCCACUGUAAUUUGAAGACCAUGGAAUAAAUGCUGGAAAAAAUUGAAUAAAGUAGUAGUAUGUAUUCCAAGUCUUUAAGAAUGCAACUCACAUCCCUCUGCAAUCAGUGGUUAAACGCUCAUUGGCAUCAAUGGUUCCAGAUGUUGCCCGAAACCUUUAAAACCUGCACCUGGCUUUAUGGUGGCAUAUGGUGAGCUGACCUGGCCAUCUUUUUAUCAGUCUAGUCAAAAGGGGAGGUUAUAAGUGCCACUGUUUGCAGAUGUCUCAGAAUACCGUCGCUUUCUCUUGGGAGCACUGGCUGAGAAUUUCGUUAAGCACUAUUAGCUGGUCCAUUUAAAUUCAACUCCUUCACAGCAGCAAUACAAAACACAUACCCCUAAGAAUACUGGUGUGAGAGAGAACACAUGUGACAAUUACACUUUAAUUUUGAGGGGACAGGACAUUUCUGACUACUUUGAAGCUAAAAUAACUUUCUUUUGCCUCCCAGUGUGUCUGAACAGGUAAAGCAAGAGUCUCCCAAGUUGAAGUUUGGCCAAGGGAGUUGCAAGCGACUAUCUUCUUCAAGUACCAUGUCCACAGAUGCUGAUCCCCCGACCUUAGUGAAAGUGCUCCAUUUGGUUUUCCUUUCAACUUUCUGGGGAAUGCAGAUAUGGGUGACUUUUAUAGCCAGUUUUGUGAUGGGCAACAAUCUCUCACAACAUACAUUUGGAUUUAUUCAGAGUUGCCUCUUCCCUUAUUACUUCCACAUUGGCUCAGCUUGUGCUUUCAUCAACCUGACCAUAUUUGCCAUGUGUCACCCCAGCGAACUUCUCAAUGAGGAAGAAACCAUGCAGAUUACAGUCUUCUUCAUUUGUGUCAUAGUUGCUGCUCUAAAUGCUCAGUGGUUUGGGCAAGUGACUUCAGAUAUUAUGGCCGAAAUGCACCUGAUUGAGCAAAGCUAUGGCUUGGGAGAGGAUGCUGGGUGGUUCCAGCAUAAGUCGUUUAUGCGGCUGCGUCAACUGGAUUCUCAUUACAGGGAGCUGACAAGCAGACUGAGCAUCUACCGUGGUUUCUCUUCCCUCUGUAACCUGUGCUGCAUCGCAUGCAAUGGCUUGAGCCUCUACUAUAUGGCUGCUCACCUUUCAACAUUAUAAGCACAUGGGUAAAUAACCUGCAUGGGCAUGAUUGUGAAAAGAUGGACUGCAAAUGGCUGAAGCCAUGACCUGGGUUGCUGUGGAACAGGCUUCCCCAAACUAAGGCCUGCGGGCCGGAUGUGGCCCGCGAGGCUCUUUUAUACGGCCUCCUGCAACCCAUGCUGCCUGCUCUUAACAGCGUGGUGCGGUUGCCCACUUCCAGGUGGCUGGAGCAUCGGAAAGAGCUUGUGUGCAUGCGUCAUUUCUGGCGCACUUCCGGGUCAGAGGAGGCCCGUGCGCAUGCACACAAGCUAUUUCCGGCCCUCCUCCAACCCGGAAGUACGCCGGAAAUAGCAUGCGCUCCCGUGUAUGGGGGCGCGCUCCCCUGCCGUGCACCUGCCCAAAGCUGGGUAAGUUUGGGGACCCCUGCUGUAGAGUGCUCCUCCACACAAGAUUCACAGGUGCUUGGAUCACCGUGUUCUGAGUGUAGCAUGCUAUAAAUUUUCUAGCCAUCAUUGGGUUGGCAGCCCAUGCACUAAUCGACCUUUCAUAGAACACUGGACUCCUUGCUGAUCAAGGCUCAUUCUAAUAGUAAUACCUGGUCAGACAAUUAUGAGACAAUUUAAAUGCCACCAAAGUAACAGAUUUCUUUUUGAAAAUGAAAAAUUCGUAAGCAGAUGCCUACAGCUGAAAAAGGAUUGGUCACUUCAUUUGCCCUCUGCUCCCCUUAGUCUUCUAAAGGACCAGAUGUUAACCUUUUAAAGUGGCUGCAGCCUUGCUAGUUAUGGGUAUCAGCUUAAGGGCACCUAUGACUUCCUAACUGUGCUUGGUCCAGUCCAGGGAAAAUCUCUUCUGAUAUCAAAUAUAUUUGAUACCAACUUCUGAAAAGGUAAAAUGCUCUUCCUAGCCGAAAGGUGACUGGUUUUUAAUUCUACCAUGGAUUAUAUUAAAGCCUUACGUUCCAAGGAGCAAGAACAGAUGAGCUAAUAAACCGAAAUCUAACUGCAGUAAUGAAUUUGUUUCCCGGCCGAAAGUGCCUUAUUGUAAAACACUCCUGUUCUUUAUUUGCUAUACAACAAAGGUCUAAUUUCAAAAGUCAAGCAGCAGUUUGGUAUCUCCUUUUCCCUGGAGACAAGCACUAGCCAAGCUUGUUCAGGUAGUACUUGCCCUUCUAUAUAGGUUGAACUCAGGAGUUAGUUGCUGUCCAGCACAUCCCUUGCCUUACGCCUUAAGUUGCGUUUACUGGAUCUUCCCACCUCCAUGAAAAGUUAUGUCAUUUCCAAGUUCAGAAAGCACUUGCAUGAGAGCACUUCAAAAACAAUUAAGCUGUAUAUAGAGGGAUGCCAUAGAUAGACUCAGUGUGAAGGCGCGUCCUUGAGAUAUUGUACUCUAGAAACAAGUCAUUUUAUGUUUUAUUACUUGUAUGUUAGCAGCAUGGCAAAGGAUGCUACUAUGGCCACAACGUUAGCAACUGGGUAGGUGUAAGAAAUGUACUUCCAGAAAUUUAAACCAUAAUUUAUAAUAUAAUAUAUAAAAUGUGCCCAGCUCCUUUUAAAACCUAUUUUAAAAGAUAGGUUAAUGCGAUCUUGUCACAGCAAAAAGCCAGCAAAAUUGUAAAGCUCUCAACACCACCCCACGUUACCCACUGGAGCACCACGUUACCCACUGGAGAGUUAUGACACCUCUAGUUAGGUACUUGCUUUUGCAGAAACAAACAUGACUCUCUGCAAACCUCAGCUCCCCAAUGCAGGGGUACUUUCCUCCCAUCUGCAUAGCUCUGCCAGCUUGUUCUGGCUCUAUGGAAAGGGGCUUAGGGCUGAAGUGCCAUAAGUGAAACCAAGUAUGACCCCCAUGGUUGAGAUGCAGGCUAGCUUUUACUAGACCAAGGUACUAAAGUUGGACAUAAGGCAGCUGAGCUGCACAGGAACCUUCUUCAAAAACGCAGGCGUUCUGUGCUACUGAGAAGCUGGCGCUUUGAAUAUGGCGCAACUCCCUUGCUUUUGUCAUCUGUCCUCGGGUUUUAUGGGGUUGAGAGCUUCCACCUCAGCAAAGGAGGCAGCUGUUAAAGCCUCGGUGAUGAUGGGGGGUGGGGGCUCAGGAAAAAUAAACUAGGGCAAAGGCGACGUCUCUCCAGAGGCCGAGACUCCCACCCACCGCUGGCCCCGCCUCGGAGUGGGAAAAGGAGAACUGGGGAGAUCCGCCGGAUGAACGAGGUGGGAAACCUUUAACUCAGAAGGGAGUCGGGUAAGGGGGUUCGCUUCCACCCAGGCGAGCUAAGGAGAUAGGUG
This is a messenger RNA of Zootoca vivipara (common lizard), 3731 nucleotides long. Its product is annotated as transmembrane protein 205-like. The record is from RefSeq and is a predicted model, not a curated record. Lineage: Eukaryota; Metazoa; Chordata; Lepidosauria; Squamata; Lacertidae.